Messenger RNA from Brassica oleracea var. oleracea, 2218 nucleotides. RefSeq names its product cysteine-rich receptor-like protein kinase 41. NCBI's taxonomy places the organism in Eukaryota, Viridiplantae, Streptophyta, Magnoliopsida, Brassicales, Brassicaceae. Gene Ontology annotation, biological process: protein phosphorylation. The record is from RefSeq and is a predicted model, not a curated record. The coding region runs from base 57 to 2066 and encodes 669 amino acids. Gene Ontology annotation, molecular function: protein kinase activity; ATP binding. The transcript is spliced from 7 exons.
AUUUGAUUCGUUAAAACACAUUGAGAAAACUAAAACAUUCAGAAUCCACUUUUGUCAUGGCAGGUUCUUGUUCUUCUAAUCGACCACAAGACCUGUUCAUCUCCUUCUUCUUCUUCUUCUUUUUGUUCUUACCAUUUCUCAGCUUCGCACAAGAACCUGUCGUCAACGUAAACGGUUCUGUCUGGGACUUCCCUUCACAUUCUUCAUCUUCAUCCCCACAAAGCACCUUCUCCAAAAACCUGAACAGUCUUGUCGCCUCAAUCCCUUUGCUCCAUGCCAACACCUACAACUUCUACAACCUCUCGGUCGGAGACAUCUCGGAUCAAGAUCGAGUAGAAGCCAUCGGAGUCUGCAACAGAGUAGUCACAUCAGUAGAUUGUCGUUCCUGCGUCUUCCAAGCCGCACUAAAUCUAACCUCCUCUUCACAACUUAGAGAAGGUUACUGGAGGUCCACGAAUUGUAUGUUUCGCUACUCGGACAAUCCCAUUUUCGGAAUACUCGAAACGAAUCCUGUGUUCGAGGCACUAAACCCGAACAAAUCAACGGGUGAUAGGGACGAGUUCAUUCGGCUACAGAGCGAUUUACUGAACCGUAUCAGAAAACGUGCUGCAGCAGGUGGAUCUAAGAGGAAGUAUGUUCAAGGAAGUGGUCCUGGUCCUAACUCCUCGACACUCUUUGGUGCCGUGAUGUGCACGCCGGAUUUGUCUGAGAAAGAUUGUAACGACUGUCUCAUCUUUGGUUUCGCAAACGCUACAAGAGGGAGAUCAGGGCUCAGAUGGUUUUGUCCCAGCUGUAGUUUUCAGAUACAGACCAACUUGAGAUUCUUCCAUCUGGAGAGUGAGUAUGAGCCUGAUCCACCAUCGGACCAAGAACCAGGUCUUUUACAUAACUGGUCGCAAGGAGUAGACAAAACCGUUAUUAUACUCGCCACUGUUGGCUCUGUUGUUGGUUUUUCCAUAUUCGUUAUCUUCCUUUACUUCAUAUUGAAAAGGAAGCAAAGAAAGGAAAAACAAAGACAUGAAGGAAAAGAAGAUGUUGUAGAGAAUCAGAUUAUAGAUGAAAACGUAUUGCGACUCGACUUUGAUACCAUCCGAUUAGCAACUGAUGACUUCUCUCCUGGCAAUCAGCUUGGAGAAGGUGGCUUUGGUGUAGUUUACAAGGGUGUUCUUGAUUCUGGAGAAGAGAUAGCCGUGAAAAGAUUGUCAAUGAAAUCAGGACAAGGAGACAAUGAGUUCAUAAACGAAGUCUCGUUAGUUGCCAAACUUCAUCAUCGAAAUCUUGUUAGGCUUAUAGGUUUCUGCCUUGAGGGGCAAGAAAGGCUACUCAUAUAUGACUUAUUCAAGAACACAAGCCUUGACCAUUUCAUAUUUGAUAAUGAUAGGAGAAUGGUAUUAGAGUGGGAAACACGUUAUAAGAUAAUCGCAGGUGUUGCUCGAGGUCUUCUUUACCUCCAUGAAGAUUCUCGUUUCAAAGUUAUUCACAGAGAUCUUAAAGCGAGCAAUGUUCUAUUGGACGACGCAAUGUAUCCAAAAAUAUCGGAUUUUGGAAUGGCUAAGUUGUUUGAUACAGACCAACCAUGUCAGACUAGGUUUACAAGCAGAGUGGCAGGAACCUAUGGUUAUAUGGCUCCAGAAUACGCGAUGAAUGGGAAAUUCUCAGUGAAAACCGACGUGUUUAGCUUCGGUGUACUAGUUCUUGAGAUCGUUACAGGCAAGAGAAAUAAUUGGUCUCCUGAAGAUAAAAGCUCAUUGUUCCUCCUUAGCUAUGUAUGGAAAAACUGGAGAGAAGGGAGAGUGUUAAACAUUGUGGAUCCAAGUCUGAUUCAGACAAGAGGUCUAAGUGACGAGAUCAUGAAAUGCAUUCACAUUGGUUUGUUGUGUGUUCAGGAGAAGGCAGAGAGUAGACCAACAAUGGCUUCUGUUGUGUUAAUGCUCAAUGCAAGUUCUUUUACUUUACUGAGACCCUCACAACCUGGUUUCUACCCAGGAGAUGGAGAAUCAACAAGUAGUUCUCCACCGACGAUGACUUUGAAUAGUGUUACAAUCACAAAGGUAGACCCUCGUUAAUUAGUAUGUAAAGACAAAAACUAAGAAAGUCAACUUCGGAAAAGUAUUCUUGAUAUCAAUUGCUGACCAAAAGAUUUGUUUAAGCUUGUGGUCUCAAUUGGUAAUCGCUGUCUGCCUUUGUGGUGAAGAUUCAAAUCCUUGCUUUGACCGCA